Molecule: messenger RNA, 2004 nt
Organism: Papaver somniferum (opium poppy)
Lineage: Eukaryota; Viridiplantae; Streptophyta; Magnoliopsida; Ranunculales; Papaveraceae
Product: short-chain dehydrogenase reductase 3b-like
Exons: 5
Coding region: 183-1253 (356 amino acids)
Source: RefSeq, a predicted model, not a curated record
UGUUGCAAAUAAUUUGCAAUUCUAAUCAAAUCUAGAUGCUUAAGCUGAGGUACUAAUUUGUCUUUUCGCAAAUCGCAGAGUUGUUCUAGUUGUAUUAGAGUAGUAAGGGAUUCGUCAAAUUCUUCUCUUACUUUUCACAUUAUUUCCUGAUAUUGAUCAGUUGUGUGUGUGUUCUUUUAACUAUGAAUGGACAUAGGCUAGAGGGUAGAGUGGCUAUAAUAACCGGUGCAGCUGGAGGAAUUGGUGAGGCAGCAGCGAGAUUAUUCGUUGAAAAUGGUGCUUUUGUUGUGAUUGCUGAUGUUCAAGUUGAAUUAGGUGAUCAAGUUGUAGCAUCGAUUGGACCAGAGAGAUGUUGUUACAAACACUGUGAUGUUACUGAUGAAAAGCAAGUGGAAGAGACUGUGGCUUAUACAUUGGAAAAGUAUGGUACUCUUGAUAUCGUGUAUAGCAAUGCCGGUAUCUUAGGAUCACUGGCCGGUGUUCUUGAUUUAGACAUGAAAGCAUUGGAGAAAACUAUUGAUGUCAAUGUCUGUGGUGGUGUAGCCAUGAUAAAGCAUGCAGGUCGCGCUAUGGUAGCACAGAAUAUUCGCGGAUCAAUCAUAUGUACAGUAAGUAUAGGAGGAACUCGGGGUGGGAUAGGACCACCAGGUUACACAGCAUCAAAACACGCACUUUUGGGUGUGGUUCGAUCAGCUUCUCGCGAGCUCGGGAUAUAUGGAAUUAGGGUUAACUGUGUGUCUCCCUAUGGAGUUGUUACACCAAUGACAUGUACUAUCCCUGGGUUACGGACAUGGUUAGAUCCGGAGUUUAUUCAAGAACAAAUGUCUUCAAUUUCGAAUCUAAAGAAUAUGUGUUUGAAGGGUAAAGAUAUCGCAGAGGCUGUUCUUUUCCUUGCUUCGGACGAGUCCGCUAGCAUCAGCGGACAUGAUCUUGUCGUGGACGGAGCAUUUCCUGAUGAAAUCAACACUUUCCCUGUUAAUAUUCCUAAGAUUGCAGUAGAUUUAGUACGAUGGUACGUUAGCAAGGCUGCUAAGAAGGCCAAAACGUCGCACAAUGCAUCAUCUUCGGGUAGGUUGAAACUUCGGGUACUAAGGAUACUGGGAAAACCAAGAAACUCGCAUCUAAAUCUGGGCCCAAGAUUUCUUCUUCUGAUCUUUCUAGGAAGCGUAAAAAAUUUUACCCUUCUUCAAGUUCUGAAUCCAGUGAUGAUGAUAUUCUUGCUUCUGAAGAUCCAUCGAUCUCUUCUUCGAUGAAAGAAUUAUCCAACUUUUUUUCUGAUCCUAUGUCGUCUCUUAAUGAUGGUGACUAACAACGCACUUUUGGUAUGGUCUCGAAAGUCUGCGAUGCUCCUAUUUUGGAUGAUCCAUCUCUUCGCGGAGCUUCUUCUGCUGUAAACCCAAACUUCUAAUAUGCGAUUGGUUCUUUGGUAUCUCUCUUAUCAUAUGCGGUUUCUUCGGAUUAUCAAAGGAAACUUCUUAGUUUGGGGAAAGAAAAUACCAAACUUAAGGCUGAAAAUUCUACCAACGUUGAAUUACUUCGCGUGGCUCGAGAAAUAAAUGAUGAAAUCAUUGAAAAGAAUUAUAUGGAGAAGAUUGAAGAGUUAAAGACACAACUUCCUGCUAAAGAAAAGAUACGUCUUGAAGAAACCGAGAAGUUAUCAAUGGAGUUAUCUGCUCGCAACUCCAAAUAUCAGCAGUUAUAAAAGAAUUAUAUCCUCAUUGUUUCAAAUAAUGGUAAGGAUGCCAUUCGCGCUCGUGAUGCAGCAGUUAAGAAAGUAUGUGUUAAUAAUGGCAUUCCUCUCUCUAAAUAUAAAUUUGCAGACGUCCCUCCCAACGAAGUUGUUCCUGAUAUUAUUGAUAAUGAAGAGGAAUAUGAAGAGUAUGAAUAAGAAGGAAACAAUUCUGAGGCCUAAUAUAAUGAUGAAGAUAAUUAGUUAUUUUUCACUUGAUGUAAAUUCUCUUUCUGCCUCUUGUAUAUCUCCACCUCUUUUAGAACUUUUUCUUU